UCAGGUGAUUGGUUGUUUCCUUGUUAUUGCAGGAUUGCAGGUAGUUCUAUGCUGUAGCCGCGUUAAUUUCUUCGUUUCUUGAGAGGCACUAGAUGAAAUAAUGACCUCCCAAGACGCCGAAACCAAAGUGAAACAUUCCGCAGACAUGGAGGUCAACGUCUUGGACGAACUCCUGGAAAACGCUGACGACGACGACCUGGCGGCGGAGUUGAACAAUGAAGAAAAAAAAGUUGGCAAGCGGCCGCCCUCGACACCCAGCACACCGCCGUCCACAAAGACCUCCAUAUCUGCCGCUACUAAAAAGGCCUCCACUACUCCUAAAAGCUCUACCGCUUCUAAGCCUGUCAAGAGGGUGGCUUCAACCGACAAGGCCUCUUCGCAGAAGAAAGCCUUGCCAUCCCUGAAGGCCCCUCCAGCAAAGCCUGCUGCUUUGGUUCCCAAGAAGAAGUCUCCUGCCAGUGCGCCUGUAAGUUCAUCCUCAGCCAUGCCUGCCACUACAGCGUCGGCUUCUUCAGCAAGCUCCACGUCGGCUCAGUCCAAGACCGGUGCCCAGCCGAAGUUGGUCAAAAAGUUACCGCAGACUAAGAUUGCUACCAAGCCUCCAGCAACUGUCGAGAAGCCAGUAGUGAUGAAAGCCAAGCCGGUGGUGUCUGCUACGGGAGAGCCAAAGCUGUCAGCGGAGGACCUCUUGAAAGAUGAAGCUGCUCAGAAAGGAAUGACAAUCAAGAAGACAGUAGGGAAAAAGAUACCGACCACCCAUCAAACACAGAACAAGCCAGUCAAAAAGCCUGUGGCGCCACCAAAGGCAGCUGCCCCAAAAGUCUCCCAGACUACUGCAUCUGCAACAAAGGCAAAGCCUGAGAAGGUGGCUGCCACAGCUUCCAAGCCAACUCCAGUCUCGCCAGUUGUCGCCCUGGCCUCGAACAAGAUGCACGUGCCUGACGAAGACCCGGAUCGACUCCACGUGACACCCACCGCGGAGGAGUUGCAAGUGGCAGAAGAGCCCCUACCGCCACCGCCGGUGGUCGGCGAAGAAAGCUCGCAGUCUAGCAUGCACACGCGCCCCUUAGACCCCAUCUCGAGCUUCAUCAUUGGUGGUAGUACGAGUCAGGCGAGCGGCAUCUCCGAGGGUCGAGGGGGUGGACAUACCUCGGGUAAACAGACCUAUGACGAUGGCCGAAGCGACAUAACGUCUUCCGGCCACGAGAGCUGCUCGUGUAGCCUUGGCUCAAGUACUUCGAGGUCGCGGUCGGUGUCCCGGUCUAGGUCACGUUCCAGGUCGCAGUCCUACAGCGUGUCAUCGUCAGCAGCUUCGGAACAGGGUGACCGUUCACCGAGGCACCACGUCUCUCGCAAGAGGCGUCAUUCUCCAAUCGUCUACGACAGAAAGAACAGAAGUGUAGAAAGAACACCAAAGCGGCCACGAGUAUCUUCAUCUGUUGGAAGACGAGAGCAUUCUGAGCUGAUUGAACAACAGCACCUCAUAAAGUACUUCUUCCGGAACGCCAGGUUCUUCCUAGUGAAAAGCAAUAACCAUGAGAACGUUGUGCUCUCAAAGGCCAAGGGUGUGUGGUCAACACCGCCUCAGAAUGAAGCUAAACUGAAUCAGGCCUUCAGGGAGUGCAAAAAUGUCAUUCUGAUCUACUCAGUCAAGGAAAGUGGCAAGUUCCAAGGCUUUGCACGCCUGGGGUCUGAGUCGAACCACGACUGCCCAACAAUCCAGUGGGUGCUGCCGCCCGGUCUGAGUGCCAGGGCCCUGGGCGGUGUCUUCCAGGUGGACUGGAUCUGCAGACGUGAACUACCUUUCACCAAGACUACCCAUCUGUACAACCCUUGGAAUGACGGAAAACAAGUCAAGAUUGGUCGGGAUGGACAGGAAAUUGAGCCCCGCGUGGCUGAAGAGCUGUGCCAGCUGUUUCCCGUGGAUGAAAACAUCGACCUGCGCAGCAUCCUGCACCGCCGCAGUCGCACGUCGCGGCGAAGCUCGACGCACCGCCGCCGCACCCCAUCACGUCGUUCCGCAUCCCCCUGUGGCCACCGUCAUCGCCACGCUCGCACCAGUGGAAGGGAUGAAGCUCGUUUGCGUCUGGCGAGAGUGCAUAGUCGCCGGUCCAGAAAUAGCCAUGGUUCACAUUCGCCGCGACCAAGACACCGUAGGGAAAGUUCGGAUGAUGGUUACCGCAUGGUUCGUCGUGGGAGGUAUUGUCCUGAUCAUGAGGUACCAAUGGACCGAUACCAAGCCAGGAGAGAUCAGCCUUCUAUGAACGGGGCCUACCAAGACUACCUCAGGGAGUACCACCACCAUCAGAGGCCACCCUUGCCACCGAUGCCAUAUGGGCCACCGCCACCUUUCCCCAUGGAUGCCAUGUCCUACCACUAUGAGCGAAGCCUCCAUCACGUCGAGUACAAUCACGGUGUGCCGUCACGACCCUCAAGGCAGCCAGAGAAGCGAUCGUACGAAAUGACGGUCGACGACUUCAUCAGGAGAACAGCGCGACCCCCGCCAAGCCGUGUCGAGCGCCGAUAUCGCGAGCGACGGUGAACGGGCAUCACCACAGUCGAUCUCACUGAAGAAAGACCAUGUACAUUCAUCGUAUCAUAGUUGCCAACUCAUCCUUAUUUGCGGCCUCGGUGGCCUUCUGAAUGGCCUAGAGGUGUUGGUUGUUGUUGCUGUAUGCGGCCUGCGAAAUUCGUUUUUACAGUGCUGUGUUUGGCUUGACCCCAUAAUCCCCCCCCCCUCUUCCUAAAUAUUUUGUACAUAGAAGUCCAGUGUGCAUCUGCUCCUACUUGCAAAAGUGAGCACCAUGCCACCUGAAAGUGGUGUUUCGGUGUACUAUCUUUUUCUGUGUGUUCAAGAGAACUAACAUUUAAGCGUUGCGACUUCCCAUUAUUUUUGUAUGUUAUUCAAAAACAAAUCGUGUUCAGAAGUUACAAACGAACACUAGAAAAAAUGUGUGUUGUGGAACAAUAAAAAGGCUGACAUGUAUAAUCGAA
Rhipicephalus microplus (southern cattle tick) is the source of this 2994-nucleotide messenger RNA. It is a transcript of the gene Ythdc1, whose product is annotated as YTH domain containing 1. The record is from RefSeq and is a predicted model, not a curated record. Gene Ontology annotation, molecular function: mRNA binding; N6-methyladenosine-containing RNA reader activity. Gene Ontology annotation, biological process: regulation of alternative mRNA splicing, via spliceosome; mRNA splicing, via spliceosome. Gene Ontology annotation, cellular component: nucleoplasm. Lineage: Eukaryota; Metazoa; Arthropoda; Arachnida; Ixodida; Ixodidae.